AUGAUAGCAGCAAAUCAUCAGCAGCAGUCGUGUGGAAAUUCUGCUGGCAAUCAUCACGGUGAAAUGAACGGAGUUUCAACUCAAUCAAACGUAAACGGCACAUCAGUCCAUCAAAGUCCCCAAGAACCUGGGGACCAGCAGGAGGCGCCUCAUCGCGACGAUUCGACGAAGACCCCCAGCCGAAUGGCGGGUACCCUGGUAAAGUCAGUCGGUACAGAGAAUUCCGUCAACGCCGUUGAGGAUCACGCUAUCGACGACGAGAGCGUCGACGACGAGGAGGAGGAGGAUGAGGAGGAUGAUGAUAUAGUUGGUAACGGUGGCGCAAGGGUAGUUGAUAGUGGUGGUAGUGGUGCUGGUGGUAUGGGAUCAAUGGGAUCAAUGGGUGGGGUAGGUGAGGACGAGAUGGGGGUGAUGGAAAUGAGUGGUGGGGGUGGUGGUGGUGUUGGGAUGGGUGGCAUGGGCGGCUACUGGAGGCACAGCAGACCCUCCAGUCCCCGCAUGCCGCCUCCUGAGCAGCCUGACCAGAGGCCCAAGAGCCGACACGAUAGCCUCUCCAAUACAACAACGAGGUACAACAAUCUUGGAUACUGGAGGGCCCGACGUGUCACAUUCUACAAGAAUGGUGAUCCCUAUUUUCCAGGUGUUGAAUUCAGGUUUAAACCUGGACGUGACAUUGGCUCACUCGAGGCCCUCCUUGAUCGACUCUCCCUACGUCUCGAUCUGCCCAGGGGUGCCAGGCAUAUUUUCUCCAUGGACGGCGACAGAAAGCUCAAUCUCGAUGAACUCGAGGACGGGGCAUCCUACGUGGUCUCCAGUUACAAGACAUUCAAGCCGGCGAGCUACGGUAAGAAGAGUAAUACCUGGUACACAACCCCAGGAGGUGGUGGUGGAGCUGGAAGCAGAGGUGGAGGAGGUGGAGGAGGUGGAGGAGGUGGUGGGUGGCAGAGCAGACCAUCAGCGGUGGCGAGUCUCAGCAGGAAGGCUUCAAUCACUGACGAGGCACCACCACCAGGUGGUGGUAAACCCUCCUCUGGUCGGGUCAUCAGGAUCGUCAACAACCUAGAUCACACUGUCCAAUGUCGUGUACUCCUCAAUCUGCGCACAUCGCAGCCCUUUGAGGAAGUACUUGAAGACCUGGGGCAGGUGUUGAAGAUGAACGGGGCCAAGAGAAUGUUUACAGUAUCGGGGCAAGAGGUGCGAAGUUUCUCGCAAUUGAGAAAUGACUUUGCCGAUGUGGAUACGUUUUAUUUGGGUACUGGAUCAUCCAUGGGGAUUGGGGGUAGUUCGAUGACUGCCUCGUCACCAGCAAGGAGAUCUAGGUCUAGGGGACCAUCGACUGUUUCAUUGACUGGACCUGUGGAGGACAUUGGAAGACAGAGAAGGGCACGCAGCAAGAGCAGACCAAGAGCUCUCUAUGCACCGGACUCCGAGGUCGUACGAGUUAAUGAUUACAGUGUAGUCGAAGUACUACGCGAAGAGCCUGCCAAAGUGACAAUUCGUGGCCUCAGACGCUCGUUCUAUCCUCCGUCACACCUUCCCCUGGUUGACAAUUCACCGCCUGAAAAGAAACUUCAACUCGAAUGGGUCUACGGAUACCGUGGGACUGACACAAGACGAAACCUCUGGGUUCUUCCCAGUGGAGAAUUGCUGUAUUACGUAGCUGCAGUUGCUGUUCUCUUCGAUCGAGAGGAGAACUCGCAGCGUCACUACGUCGGCCAUACGGAGGACAUCACCUGCAUGGAGGUUCACCCCAGCAGGGAAUUAGUGGCAUCCGGACAGAAAGCUGGGAGACACAGAAAAGCUCAACCACACGUUCGCAUUUGGUCGACAGAAACUCUCUUGACACUCUACGUUUUUGGAAUGACAGAGUUUCAGAUGGGCGUGUCAGCUCUAGCUUUUUCACAACUAAAUGGAGGUAGUUAUGUCCUCGUAGUAGAUGCAGGAAGGGAAGCCAUUCUGUCAGUUUGGCAGUGGCAGUGGGGCCAUUUACUUGGCAAAGUGGCGACACUUCAAGAAGACUUGACCGGUGCAGCAUUCCACCCUCUCGACGAUAAUCUCCUCAUAACUCAUGGUCGUGGCCACUUGACAUUUUGGAAUCGUCGCAAGGAUGGGUUUUUCGAGCGGACCGAUAUAAUUAAACCACCAUCGAGGACGCACGUAACGAGUAUUCAAUUCGAGCAAGACGGUGACGUCGUGACUGCGGAUUCCGACGGAUUCAUCACAGUUUAUUCAGUCGACGCAGAUGGUGCAUAUUUCGUUCGCAUGGAGUUCGAGGCUCAUAAUAAAGGCAUCAGUUCUUUGGUGAUGCUUUCAGAAGGGACAUUACUCUCGGGUGGAGAGAAGGACAGGAAAAUAGCUGCUUGGGACUCACUGCAAAACUACAAGAGAAUUACUGAUACUAAGUUACCAGAAGCAGCUGGUGGUGUGCGCAGUAUUUAUCCCCAAAGGCCGGGUAGAAAUGAUGGGAACAUCUACGUCGGGACAACUCGAAAUAACAUCCUCGAGGGCUCAUUGCAACGUAGAUUUAAUCAAGUUGUGUUUGGCCAUGGCAGACAGUUAUGGGGACUAGCUGUACAUCCGGACGACGAGGUAUUUGCCACUGCAGGACACGAUAAAAAUAUUGCCCUCUGGAGGCGGCACAAAUUGUUGUGGACGACGCAGGUGGGCUUCGAGUGCAUUUGCAUCGCCUUUCAUCCCUUUGGGGUGGCUCUGGCUGCAGGCUCGUCGGAAGGGCAUCUUCUUGUUCUUGCAGCUGAUACUGGAGCCGCGGUGGCCACCCUCAGGGUUUGUGGAUCACCCUUGUCUUGUAUUGGAUAUAAUCCCACUGGAGAAAUCAUAGCUAUGGGAUCGCAGAAUGGAAGUAUUUAUCUGUUUCGAGUGUCGAGGGAUGGAUUUUCCUACAAGAAGAGCAAUAAAAUCCGAGGUACUCAGCCAUUGGUGCAACUCGACUGGAGCUCAGACAGCAGAUUCCUCCAGACAGUCACUCAAGAUUACGAUCUUGUAUUUUGGGAUGUAAAGGCCCUCCAGUCAGAAAAGAGUCCGAUAGUGAUGAAGGACGUUAAAUGGCACACCCAUAACUGCACCGUGGGGUAUACCGUUUCGGGUAUGUGGAAUAAUCGUUAUUAUCCAUUGACAACGGUGCUGACAACAGCGAGUCGUUCAGCAGCUCAUGAUAUGCUCAUAAGUGGUGAUGCAGAGGGAUAUCUGCGACUUUUCAGAUAUCCUUGUACCAGUGCUAAAGCUGAAUACGUUGAGGAAAAAGUUUACAGCUCGCUGGUUGCAUGCGCACGUUUUCUCUACAACGAUCAAAACGUUGUGACGGUUGGCGGUACCGAUGCCGCACUCAUGCUGUGGGAAUUGGUUGAUGAAUAAUUAAUUGAAUGAGUAAAAACCAGUGGACAUUGAACAUCGAAUCGAACAGGUAAAAAAUCCGGCGUCGACCGUUCAUAGAGCAACUGCCGUUUUAUCUUAUUCAUUUGUUGGAUAAUAUUUUUCGGCGUUUAUUCUGUUGAUUAGUUCAUGUUAUCACUCGUGAUUCACAAUUCUGCCGUACAAAUGGAUUCACCUGAAUUCAAUCUCCUACAAUGGAAUGUAACAAUUUUUUUAUUGACUUAAUGGGAAUUAAGAAAUUUACUGCUCGUGGAGAAAAUUUUGUCGAAACACUUAGAAUUUAAUGGGUUCGUUAGGAUUUUAAAAUGAGGGGCAUGAGAUACAUGAUUUUUUUUUUCGUUGAUGCAGCAGAAUUUCUGAUAUUUGAAUCUGUAAUUAUUUUACAAAUUCAAAUCGCUGCAUCAACAGAAAAAAAAAGAAAAAACAGAUGUUCAACGACGCACAUUGCGAUAUUAAUCAUGAACGAUAACAAUCAUGCUACGCAAAGUUUAACGUCAAUAGUUUAAUAUACAUAAUAUUAUAGCGUAGAUAUUGAACACAGAUAGCGUGGAAUAUCCAAAGUUAACGAGUAAAAAAUAGGAGCGCGGGCGCUCCGUUUCUAGUCAACUGAUAAUUGAUCGAAAUUAGCUUCGAGAGAAGAAAAUGAAACAACAAAAAUCAGCACCUCAUUAAUCUUCAGCAUGUGCACAACUCAGGGGCACUGUCGCCAAUAAAAUGCCCCGAUCUCAUAUCAAGUAGUUAAAUUCGCAUUUCAAUCGAUCAAUCGCAUCUUCUAUUGGUGAUAAUCAAGGGAAGAUGAUUCUCAGCACAUUUUAAAGCGAGUGUUCCAUUAUCCCUCUUCCCUGUGAUACUCCCACAAUUUUCGAGACAUCGGUCAAGAUUCUCGGAACUUUGGGAUAUCAAUGACAUUAAUUAGAGUUUGACAGCACCCUGGUACCGUCGAAAGCAAAUGCGGUCGCUGGACGACAUGCGAAAUAUGUUAUUUAAUAUAAAUAUUUCACUACUUUGUUCGCAUACAGAUAUUUACGUACAACUUCGUGUAUUGAAAAUACAAAAGUAUAUUUAUAGGUGAGUAGAAUUGGAAACGAUGAGUGGGCAUUUUUGAUUUUGAAACGAUGGAAUUUUUGUCCGGCAAUUCUCUGGAGCAAGUAUGUAAUUACCCUGGCGCUCUAAUUAAUAAAGGAAA
Fopius arisanus is the source of this 4576-nucleotide messenger RNA. RefSeq names its product Doublecortin-domain-containing echinoderm-microtubule-associated protein (gene DCX-EMAP). The transcript is spliced from 14 exons. Gene Ontology annotation, cellular component: mitotic spindle. Lineage: Eukaryota; Metazoa; Arthropoda; Insecta; Hymenoptera; Braconidae. The record is from RefSeq and is a predicted model, not a curated record. Gene Ontology annotation, biological process: microtubule cytoskeleton organization; intracellular signal transduction. Bases 1 to 3372 code for a protein of 1123 amino acids. Gene Ontology annotation, molecular function: microtubule binding.